Leptidea sinapis is the source of this 1499-nucleotide messenger RNA. RefSeq names its product gastrula zinc finger protein xFG20-1-like. The transcript has 7 exons. The coding region runs from base 156 to 1499 and encodes 447 amino acids. Gene Ontology annotation, biological process: regulation of transcription by RNA polymerase II. The record is from RefSeq and is a predicted model, not a curated record. Gene Ontology annotation, molecular function: RNA polymerase II transcription regulatory region sequence-specific DNA binding; DNA-binding transcription factor activity, RNA polymerase II-specific. Lineage: Eukaryota; Metazoa; Arthropoda; Insecta; Lepidoptera; Pieridae. Gene Ontology annotation, cellular component: nucleus.
AUCACUUCAACACUACUAAAUCAAUCACUUCAAAAUAUAUGAUUUAAUAAUAAUUUAAGUAAAACCUGUUACAGUAGGUAACUGUAGUGUCGCUCACACUAGAGUUUACACUAAUUGUUAGUUGUUUUAAAUUUAUGUAAAAUAAAAACCUUAUCAUGUCACGUUUCGUAAAUAUAAAUAAUGUUAUACAACACUUAGUUAAUGGAACUUUUGAACAGCAAGUAUGUUUUGUGUGUUUGUUUUCGAUAGACGGAGCUUGUGAAGAUUUGUUUACAAUUAUUGGAGGAGCUGACCAAAAAUACUCAGUAGCAUAUCUACUAGAGAGAGUUGGCAAUGUGAAUCUAUCCCAUUGUGAGAACAAUAAAAUUUGUGAAAAAUGUUUUAAGCUGGCUGUUUUGUCAUUUAAAUUUAACACUAUGAUACAGAGAAGUCAAGAGAUACUACAUUUUUAUUUGGACAAACUACAAAAUUGUCUUCAAGAUAUUAAAUACAGUAGGGGUGGACCGUUGGGAAUUAAGUUAACAAAAUUCAAUGCCUCAACACAAUAUUUUGACUAUAUGCUUGAAGACCCUAAUUUUACUGACAUCUUGCAAGAACAACCACAAGAUGUUGAAGACAGAAAUAAUUACUGCGUAAAUGAAAAGGGUGAAGAUGAGAUUGUACUUGUAAUGAAUGAUAAUGCUGUCCCUUCAUUUUUCAAAUCACAGAACGGUCAACUUAAAUCGUUAAAUAGGACAGAGAUAAAUGGAUUUUCAGGUACAGACUGUGUUCGUAAAAAAAGGGCAAAACGGAAACCAAUGGUGUACAAGUCAUGUACACAAUGUUCUGUAAAAUAUAGGUUUUUAGGAAAACUUAAAUAUCACAUGAAAGUUAAGCAUGGCUUAAAUGCUGUUAUCUGUAAGAUUUGCAAAAUUAUUGUUGACAAUGAGGAGGAAUAUGAGAGCCAUUUGCAGACCCAUGGUGAAGUGUACUCCUGUGAUAAAUGUCACAUGGUUUUCAAGCGACGGGAUGCAAUGUUGAACCACCUGAAGUGGCACACUCAUGUUGAAGAACUUGCUAAUGCCGAUGGUACCUACAUAUGUGAAGUGUGUGGUAUAGUGGUAGAAAGUGAUGAGCAUUUACAGGAGCAUUACAAUAAGAAACACGUAAACAAGUUCACUUGCUUCUAUUGCGGCAGAAUGUAUAUGGCGGAGGCAAAUUUUGAGGCACAUAUCAAGAAACAUGAAGUGAUGGAUGAAAAGUUGUCAUUAUUAAAACAAAAGAAAGACGGUAGAAGAAAAAAGUUUGUUUGUACAAAGUGUGAUAAUAGUUUUGUUGAUGAAAGAACCCUGUUAUGGCACAGCCGACUGCACACCAAUGAAAGACCAUAUCCAUAUUUGUGGUCGAGCUUUCAUAUCGUUGAACCGGCGCAAUCAACACGCGUUGUGCGCACACACUGCGCCGACGCGACGCUGUCCCUUGUGUCCUGCUCUUUUUCACCUCAACUCUAUGUUGGCUAA